CGGGAUGGCUCCAGCCGCGGCUUCCGCCGCCACUUCCAUGGAUUACAAUGGAGAUUUCCAAGCGGGUUAUCAGGAAAUCGACGGCAUCAGUUUGGGUUACCUGCAGAUUAACGGCACGAGGAUGUUUGCUCUGACCCAGGUCUUCAGCGACCUUUUUAAGGACAUUCCUCGGGCCGCCGUGAGCAAAAAAAUGGAAAGCCUCAAGAUCCAGAGUCGCCGGUGCGACUUGAAGGAGCUGCGCACUCUCAAAGCCAUCCAGUCGGUGCCAAUGCGCGCCGUCAAGUGUUCGCUCAUUUCCAAGGCAGACCUGGAGGCCCUCUGCACCUCCUGCAAGGCCUUAACUCCCAGGAGGAGGAAGAGGAAGAGGAAAGUCAAGAGGAGGGAAGCCGAGGUUCUGUUCGAGCGGCCCCGGUUACUCCCGGUGUAUGACGAACCCGACCACCACGCCUUUCGUGCCACUUUGGGUGCCGGCUGCGCCAAGCGCGAAGCGCUCUUCGGAGCUCCAUUUGCUAGGAGCUACGAGAAACCUGCGCCGCCUUCCAAAAGCUUCAGCCGGAACGGUAGAGCGCACCUCCUGGCCGGCGUCCUCAACGCUUACCCCGGGGACUUGCAAUUCCUGCACUCGGCAGUCAGGGCGCACGGAACCGGUCAACCGCCUCGCGAGCCGGAGAUCGGGCGCCCUAAGCGCUCCACUUGCGGCUGCCUGGCCAAGAAAGGUCGCUCAGCCUCUACCGCCGGCUCCAAGAGGCAAGGUACGUCGGCUGGCUAUUCCAGUGAUUCGGAUUCCAGCGGCGCGUCAAGCCCGGCAACUUCCAGCGAUUCUUCGGAAGAUGAGGAGGAGGAGGAGGAAGACGACGAUGAAGAGGAGGAGGAGGACGAAUCUUCCUGCAGUAGCGAAGACGGCAGCUCCUCCGGGUCAGAAAGUAGUUCUCUAUGCAGUGGCGACUCAGUGCAAAGCACGCGGUACAGACAGGCCGCCCUUCCCCGCAUCCCUCCCCAAAAUGCAUCUUCUCAAGUCUUUCCCAGCGUGUCCAAAGCACUGCGUCCCGACCCGAACUUGAUCUUUUGGGCCAGGACGUUGCGCGCGUCCACUUUGGAAAGUUUCAAGCCGGUUGCUACCACUACGCCCAAGGAGCUUCAGCAGGACAGAUCGGAGGCCCGGCAUUCUCGUCCGGUCGGCCCUAGCGAAAGACCGCAGCCAAAGAACGUAGGCGUCAGGGAGGCGUCGGAGUUGGGUGUCCAGGAGGGUGAAGAGGCCGACUUCCUGAGCAUUCCCGAUGGUGUCCGAGCCGAUGAGCAGGAUAAAACCGAGAAAGCCGCGCUUCAGCAGAUCUCCGAGGAAGGGUCAGGCAGAGGGGCCCAUUUCGACCGGCUUAUCAGGCAAUCGAAACUGUGGUGCUACGCCAAAGGGUUCAACGUGGAUGGGAAAGGGUUUCGCAGAGCCGAGCAGGCCAAAGGGUGUUCUCCCACUUCCAAAGCUGGCCUCCUUAGCCUGGCCAACAGACCGCUGAAAGGGAGCAGCGACUCGGAAAGGAGUGCCAGGAGAAGUCGAGUUGACCAGGCCAAAGGGAGGCCCCCCAAGAUCCCGAGGAAGAAGACCCCAAAGGGGGGCACCCCGCCUUGCAAGCGCUUGCUCAGUACCAGUCCAGGGCCUGUAAGGAAUUCAUUUACUUUGAUGGGCACUUUUCCAUGUACCCCCGCAUUAGUCGUGGGUUCCGAUGGGGAUCUGUGUCCUGCUUCCUCCCUAUGCGUCAAAGACUCUUGCACCCUUGCCAAAACGCACCCACUUUGGACCUGGCAGCUGGGGGGCAAUGCCAUCCCCAUGCCUCCCAGCCUGAAAUUUGGGGGAUAUGGUUUUGAAAAAGUCUAGAUGGAAGAUUUUAAAUUAGUUUAUGUGCAACAAUUUGUCUUUUGUGGAGGGAAGAGUGUGGAUGGGAAAGGAAAAAUAGAAUAUAUUCUGUAAAGAAAAGGAAACUGAUCUUGCAAUCUCAAGUACAUAAACUUGGAAAUAACCUUUUUGGUUUCAGUGGCCUUUAAUUCCAAGUCAUGUGAUAAUAGCAAUUGAUGAUGUUUAAACUCAUUUGCCCCAAAGUAAGACUAGCUGAAAUAGAUAAAAAUGUUUUUUAAAUAUAAAAAGUGCAAUCAAAUAUAUAAUUAUUCAGAAGGAAUUUUGGGAUUUAAUUAUGUAUAAGUGGCUGUAAGUUUGAAGCCUAAAAGUUUUCAAAAGAAGAAUGGACUUUUGAUUCCCAAAUAGCUCAAGUUUUUUUAAAAAACAAUCCUGAAAAUCCCCAUCUCUUGCCAUUUCUGACAUUCCUUUAUUUAUGCCAUUGGCUUUGUUUUAAAGAGCCCAUACAAACAGUAAUUCUUAAUAAAAUUGCACACCUUUGAAACUAUAAAAAAUUAAAUCUUACUUGACAAUGAUUAUAGGGAGCCAAAAUAAAUGAUUAAAAAGAAAUGUUGACAGUAAGAGAAAGUAACUUGAAAAUAAAGUUGAGUAUAAAUAUCUAACUUCUAUGCUUUAGUUGGGGAUACAGUGUUUUUGUUCAUGUUGCACAUUUAUAUUAUAGGAGUUGCAAUAACAAUAAUUAAAAAAAAGAUACAGGCUUUUUGGAGAAAAUCUGGUCUCCUUUCCUUUUAACAUGCAGUGGUUUGUUCCAGGCUGCGAAAUUGGGAAAAGCUGUGGGGGUGUGUUGUAGGGAAUGAGAAAGUUUCUGGACAAGGCUCCCCUCCCCUCUCCAACUGAAAGACCCUUCUCUUCUCCCCCUCCCCCAUUAGCAAAGUUAAAAGUAUGCUCUCUUCCCAGCCCCCAACUUUCUUCCUUAAUUUGGAAGAGAAAUGGAAUGGCCUUUCAACUGCAGCACAUUAAACUCAUCAAAGGAUCACUCCCCUCCCCAUUCCAUUCACUUCCUGAUUAAAACUUAAGCAAAGCCAAUCUGACUACUUUAUCCCCAAUACCAGAACUUUGAGAAGAAGAAAGAAAAGUCUUCUUUUCUUCUUCUUUUUCAAUAAAGAAAAAUUAUUUUAAACAAAAGUAGAAGCAAAAACUCCUUAUCUUUCCUGCAUGAAGGGGAAAAAAGUUGUUUACAUUUUUGCAUCUUUUCAAGCAAUUUUUUUUGGUUAAUAGAUCCCUGACAUUAGUAGCCCAAAGUAAUAUUCUGUUUAUUUAAACAUUUGCUGGAAAGAAUAAAUUGGAUCCAGGGGUAAAUUUGAAUGAAACACAGAUGGACAAUUUGAUCUCCAAAGUGAAAUGUAGAAAAGAGGAAUUCUUUUGUCUUUGCCAGAGAAAACAAGUGACCCCUUUCUCUCAUGCAAAUAGUUCUUUAUUGUUUCAUGUGUAAUAUACCCCUUUGUCUUCCAAGAUUUCUCUGUGUCACCAAACUCAAAUUUAAAUUGCAAUCUCCAUCUCUGAGAGUAGAAAACCUCUAUGACUGUAAGGUAUAAUAUAUAUAUAUCUUCAGUUUCAAAAUCUUAUCUCAGGGAAGAAAGAGUACAGUUGCCCCUAAACAGAUCUGGCCUUGCUACACAAUCCAUAAAUACCACAAGCAAAAUAAAAGUUUAUAAGUGCAAAACAAAUUUAAUCAGGAGGUAAGUCCUUCUGGAAUUACUGGACCUUAAACCCCUAAGUCUACAUGAUUUUAUCUAUAAGUAAGCUAUGCAUCAACUGACUUUAUUCUCAACUGUGCAGUCAAACAGUUACAUAUUUUGGAAAUAUAUACCAAUAUUUGUCUACAUCUAUUAUUAAAAUAUGCUUUCCCGAAGAAGGGGAC
Thamnophis sirtalis is the source of this 3767-nucleotide messenger RNA. NCBI's taxonomy places the organism in Eukaryota, Metazoa, Chordata, Lepidosauria, Squamata, Natricidae. The record is from RefSeq and is a predicted model, not a curated record.